Messenger RNA from Drosophila hydei, 16455 nucleotides. It is a transcript of the gene HERC2, whose product is annotated as probable E3 ubiquitin-protein ligase HERC2. The transcript has 14 exons. Lineage: Eukaryota; Metazoa; Arthropoda; Insecta; Diptera; Drosophilidae. Gene Ontology annotation, molecular function: metal ion binding; ubiquitin-protein transferase activity; protein binding. Bases 656 to 15799 code for a protein of 5047 amino acids. Gene Ontology annotation, biological process: protein ubiquitination. The record is from RefSeq and is a predicted model, not a curated record.
UUGGCAGCCUCGCGUACCAAGCAGAACAACGGCGACUAUUAAUUGAUUAAAUAUAUAUCACUUAACUUAAGAAAUGAAUAAUAAACUAACUUAAAUUGUUGAUGGACUAAAUCAACAAUGUGAAGAAUAUUAGUGAGAUAAGUGCAUCGAAUCAGCGCAAGUGUCAUAUUGUUUUUUUUUUUACACACAUACGCACAGACACAAUGGCAACGAAAAUGAAAACUACGAUUCAUUCUAAGCCACUAUUUGUGCGUGUGUCUCUUGUCUGCCUGUGUGUGUGAGAGGGCUGUUUCGUGUGUGGGUGUGUUUGUUAGUCUGACGGCAUUGACUGAGCCUGCAACUGGGCCGACCACUGCCCGCUGCCCGCUGCCCGCUGCCUCGCACCAGCAGCUAGUAACCGUUACUCUGCUUUUUCUAAUCGUGUGUCUUGCCACAACAGAAAAAACUAGAGAAAAAUAAUAAAUAACAAGUUAAAAAACAAGAAAAGUAAACAAUCAAAAGAAGAAUUAAAAAACAGAAGUCUUGGAAAAAAAAACAAACGUGCCAUGUUAUUGUUGGAAGCGGCAACGCUUUCUGGAUUCCAGUGCUGUAAACACUAAGGACACACAUUCCCUUCCACUCUAGCACACACGCGCGCUAUCUCCCUCCUCCCAACAUGUUCAAUCGGUUGGGCAACGCUGGAACAGCUUCUGCUGCUGCCGCUGGCGCUGCUUCAGAAGCGCCUGCUCAUGUUUCCAGCGGCUCCAGCGGCCAUGCCAGUGUUGCCACACCCAUCAGUGAUCUCUAUUUGCGCCCGCUGCCCUAUCUGGACGCCAAGUGGCUGCGUGCCGAUCUCAUUGCCUGCCUGCGUAACGGUGCCGAGGGCGCCAUACUCUGGAAUCAUCUAAUUCAGGAUUGCGAAUUGGUAUCCUCGCCAACGGCGCCGCUGCUCAACGCCCGCGGCCAGCUCUCCUAUUUGGGCGACGAUGGCAAACAUUACUGUGGCGCCCAGGCGCUGCAAUGUGCCUGCUGCCAGCCCGAAUACUGCGGUCCACUCUCUGCCUGCAAUUGCGACGGCUGCCGCCCGCUCGACUCGGACAUGGCCAUCAAGAAGUUAACCUCGGCAGCGGCACAGCAAGCAACGGCCGGGCAGCUGCAUGCCACAGAGCUAACGUUGAGCAGCUGGAUGUGGAGCCAGCCACCCAAUCAGUUGGCCAAACACGACUGCCAGCGCACAAUGAUCGCUGAGCUCCAUGAGCUGUCGCUGCGUGCUGCCGGCAACUGUCUCUCGGCGCAGCAACUGCGCCAACAGCUCUUCAUCUAUGAACGAUAUUUUGUGGCCCUAAAACGAAGUCAGCAGCAGCAGCAGCAGCAGCAACAGCAGCAGCAGCAGCAGCAGCAACAGCAGUCCACACAUCCUUCUCCACCCACACAACAGCAGUCGGAGGAAUGCAAUGGGCCCGCUCCAUCUGAGCAGGAGCAGCCACGUCGGGCGCUGCAGCUGGAGCCGGAGCACGCAGCGCUUGGCUUGGCACGCGUCGGCACACGAGCUGCCCUGAACUUUAGCUUUGCGUUCUUACGUCGCGCCUGGCGUUCCGGCGAGGAUAUGGAAAUGUGCAGCGAGCUGCUAAGUGAGGCACUCGAAUCGCUGCAGGAGCUGCCCGAAGCGACGCUAUUCGAUUCAGCCGCCCAGGUGUCGCCGCUCUGGCUGGAGGUCAUGGAGCGUUCGAUUAAGUUUCUGCGUCUGGUCGCCUUGGGUGAUCCCAUGGGUGGGCGCUGCUUGGCACCGCUAGCGGACAGGCACACAGCCCUCUGCCUGCUACUCGAGCUGGGCGUGCAGAAGGGCACGCUGGCUGCCACGCUGGAGUGUGUGGUGUUGCUGCUGCUGCUCUGGGAGAAGGACAACGACAACGGACAUGGCCAUGGUCAUGGGCAUGGACACGGGCACGGACACGGCAACGUGAAUGGCGAUAAUCGUGACAUGCCACGCAAAUCGGGCGCUCCUCUGUUGCGCAUCCUGCAACGCUACCAGCGCCUGGGCGCCGAGCCAAGCAGCCACAGUCACAAUGGCUGCAGCAAUCCCAAUGUGGAGCUGCCGACGCCGUUGGCCAGUGCCACCGAAACAUUUCUGCGCUUUCUCAUGCUGCCCAAGAGCUCGGCCGCCAUUGUGGAUCUGCGGCGUGCCGCUGUGGUCAUAAUCUCUCACUUGGAUCGGCUGGUGCAGCCGCACAUGCCGCAGCUGACGAAUCUCUUGCCCAGUUGCAUGCUGCGUACAGCAGCCACAGCCACGCCCACAACAACGCCCACGAACAUGUGGGAGCAACAACGUGUCUAUGCCUUGGGCUGGCCAGCGCUGUCCAAGGAGCAGCAGGGCUUCAAUGUGGAGCCCGCCUUGAGCUGGACAAACGCAGCCACACAGCAGCCGCCGCCGGCGCUGCUUGGCUGCAAGUUCCAGCUGCAGCAGGUGGCAUGCAGCGAGGAUGUGGUGCUGUUGCUCAGCAAGGAGGGCAAGCUAUACAACUGGCACAUAGCCAAGCCGGAGGCGGAGCCCCAGCAGCUGGACUUUGCCGAAAUAGCCAACGAGACGUUCAUCUCCAUAGCCGCCCACUGCGAGGGUCGACACUUUCUAGCUGUGGACAGCAACUAUAACGCAUACUCGUGGGGCAUCGGCGAUAGCCGACGCUUGGGUCACGGCGACUGCCACGCCCGUGAGUUGCCCACCAAAAUCGAGAGCUUGGUGCGCUUGGUGAAGGCUGUCUACUGCGGCUGCUCCUACAGCGCGGCCAUCACCUUGGGCGGCAAUCUGUACACCUGGGGACGUGGCACCUAUGGCCGUCUGGGGCAUGGCAAUUCCGAUGAUCAAUGUCUGCCCGCCAUGGUGAUGGCUCUCAAGGACCAUCAAGUGGUGGAUGUGGCACUGGGCAGCGGCGAUGCCCAUACGCUCUGCUUGACCAACGAGGGCCUGGUCUAUGCCUGGGGCGAUGGCGACUAUGGCAAGCUGGGCAAUGGCAGCUGCAACAGCAGUCUACAGCCGCUGCUCAUCGAUUGUCUGCCGCGAGUGCAGCGCGUCUAUGCAGGCGCACAGUUCUCGCUGGCGCUCAGCUGCGAGGGUCAGCUCUAUAGCUGGGGCAAGGCAUCCUGUCUGGGACAUCAGCUGGUCGAGCGCAACGUGCAGGGCUGCAGUGUGCCCAGAUUAAUAACCAGCCUGCAGCACAAACGGAUUGUGGACGUAGCCGUGGGCGUGGCCCAUUGCUUGGCUCUGAGCAGCAGCGGCGAGAUCUUUGGCUGGGGUCGCAACGAUAACCAACAGAUUUGUCCAGCCUCCGUUUGCAGUGAGCCACUGCUGAGGCAACCCAUUUUAGUUACCCUGCCCACAUUGCCGGCCAGCGGGAUUGCCUGCACCGCCACUCAGAGCCUGAUCUGGACGCAGAGCACACGGCAGGGUGUGCCGCUACGUGCACCGUUUGUCAUUGAUCUGGGAGAACCGACAUUCCGACUGCUCGACCAGCUGCUGGGCAUGUGCAGUGCCAGCACUGGCCAGGAUAAUCGUCAGACGCCCAACCAGGAGUCCGAAUGCAUCGCUGUCGCCUGCCUCAAUCUGGUGCGUCUCCAGCUGCUGGCGCUCAUCGCCAACGGCGUUGAGCCGCGCAGCGUAGGCCUGGCCAGCGGCGGGCGACUGCUCAACAGCCUCAAGACCCGCAUUCUGAGUCUCGCCGGCGGCAGCCAAGUCCUGCGCACCAUCCAAAUAGCCGCCCAGCAGGCUCUCCAGGAUGGCUGGAGUGUCCUUUUGCCAACGGCAGCGGAGCGUGCGCAGACCCUCACAGCGCUGCUGCCCUCGGAGCCGGGGCAGGCCUGCUCGGCGGGACAUCGUUUCAUGACAGAUCUGUUGGUCAGCUCGCUGAUGGCUGAGGGAGGCCUGGAGACGGCGUUGCAGCAUGCGAUACGACUGGAGAGCAGCUCCUGCUCCACAGAUUGCACGGAUGGCGCACAUUUGCCGCUGCUGCAGCUGAUCACUCGGCUGCUGGGCAACAAUGCAUCACUCACACAGAGUCGUCUGUCAUUGACGCUGCUCGUCAAGCAGCAGCAGCAGCAGCAGCAGCAGCCCGCUGAGGAGGACCACCAUCAUCACCAUCACCAUCACCAUCAUCAGCAGCAGCAGCAGCAGCAGCUGCUCCUGCAGCAACAACAACAGCCUGGGACCAGCCCCAGCCUCUGCCUGCUGCAUCGCUUUCAGCGGCUGCUGUUGGCGCACAUUCAUCAGGCCGGCGCCGAGGAGGAUACAACUGGCGCCGAGGCGCUGCUCUCCCAAUAUCUGCACAGCCUGAUACCCGCUUGCGUCAGCACGCUGCAGCAGGCCCAGGAACUGGCGCUGCAGUGUCGCGAGUCUGGGGAGCUGGUUACGCUGGGUGCCCAGCUGUUGGGCGCCGCGCUGAAUCGUGUGCUCCAGUCGGACAUCUCGGACGCGCUGCUGCACGAGCUGCUCGUCGGUCUGGUGCUGCUGAAGCGUGAUCGUCCCCAGUGCUUGGCCAGCUUGCGUUGGGCACGCCUCUGUUUGCCGCUGCUGCGCGUGCUCGAUCGCUUGAAUCGCGCCCUGGGCGAGGGCGAAUUGCGCGACGGCGACGACAUGGGCUGGCCGGGCAUCAUUUGCCGCGGUGGCCCCAAGGGCGCUGCACCGCCACCAACCGCCGAUCCAGAGACACACUACGUGCGCCGCUCCGACAUGGAGAACCUGCUGCUCGACGGCAAUCGCUGCAUCAUUCUAGCCGGCUACGUUUGCGAUCUCAAUGGCUACAACUGUGAAUCGGACAACAUGCGCGCUCUGCUGGACCUGGGCCUGGGCAAAGAUCUGAGUGCAGAGCUCAGCACGCCAGCGCAUCGCAGCGCCAUGGAACAGCUGCUGCAGCACCACAAACUGGGCAAAUAUCUAGCCAAUCAAAGCGCCAGCGAGGAGAAGACUGCCACGCCGGGUGCCACACGCCUGACGCACUUCAGCUCGGAGUGCGCGCUGGCUCAGCUCCUGGGGCUGGUGGCCAAUCUGAUGUGCAGUGGCCCGAGCCUGCAGCCAGCGGAGCUGCAGUGCCGCCAGCUGGACAAGUCUUCGCUGCUCAGCGGUGGCUUGCUCAUGCUGCAGCCGAGCAAUCCGUUUGACGAGGAGAAGGGAGAGGCGCGCAGCAGUCACAGCACCGCUGGCAAUACGCCGACAGAGGCACCGCUGCCACCGCCGCCGAAGGCGCAGCUGCAAAAUCGCGUGGACAGCUUCAUUGCUGGUCUGGCGGAGGCGCGACUCGGGGAGCCGCUGGUGGCCAGUUGGCUGGCUCUAACCGAACGCUACUGCAAGGCGCACAACUUGAUGUGGCAUCAGGAGUUUGCCACCGAGCAUCCGGUGCAGGAGCUGGAGCGGCUGCUCAGCGCUGUCCUGCUACGACAUCAGUGCCUGGGUGGCCUAGUGCUCAAUGCCCUGGAGGCGUUGCCCUUGGGCGAGCACCAGCAGCAGCAGCAGCAACAACAGUCGCUGCCCAAGCAGCUGGGCGAGAUCAUACGAUUGGUGCAUCAGGCGAAGUGGUCGGUGGUGCGCACACGGCAGCAGCUGAAUCGCAGCUACAAGGAGGUCUGUGCGCCCGUGCUCGAGCGGCUGCGCUUUCUGCUCUACGAGGUGCGUCCCGCGAUCAGUCCACAGCAGCGCGGACUACGUCGCCUGCCAAUUUUGCAGCGUUUGCCACGAUUUCGGCUGCUGGUGCGACGCCUGCUGCAGGAGUUGCGCGCAGCCAAGCAACAGCCGGCGGCCAAGCCCGAGGAUCUGCUCAAUGCCAGCAUCCAACAGCAGCAGCAACAGCAGCAGCAGCAGCAGCAGCAGCAAACGGUUGCCACUGAGCUGCUGAUCUAUGAUCAACAUGAGCAGCAGCAGCAGCAGCAGGAGAAGAAGCCCAAGCAGCAGAAGCAGCUGGAUGAGGAGGAGUCGUUGCUGCGCCGCUUGAACGAGAGGCAGCUGCAUCAGGAGAUCGAGCUGGAUGCGACGCUCAUGCAGGACAUUGUUGACUUUGCGCUCCAGGAUAGCUGUGAUGUGGAAACGGUGCGACGUGCCAUGUACUGUCAGAUGCAACGCUUUCAGCUGCGUCUGGCCGGGCUGCAGCUGGUGCAGCAGCUGCUCGAGCUGCACGGCCUGCUCGACGCCGGCCAGUACAGCCUGCUCAAUGGCUACUUGGGACUGCAUCUGAAGUCGGCGGCCAGCGGAGCGUCGCCGCAGCAUGUGCUCGGCCAGCUGAAUAUGGUGAGCGCGUAUCAGAAGGCACGGCUACUGCUUGCCCAGUCACGCGUCCUCGAUUGGGCGGUGCGGGAGCUGCGACGCCUGGUCAAUCAGGAGCAGCAGGGCGCCGCGCGCGGCAAGGAUAGCUGCAAUCUGAGCACCUAUGUGCUGCUCAAGCGUCUGCCGCGUGCUCGCUUCCUGAUCAGCGUCUUUGGUCUGCUGGCCAAGGAGCUGGGCGCCAAUGAGCUGGGGCUGCUCAUCAACUCCGGCCUGCUGGGCACGGUGCUGGGUCUGCUGGCCCAAACUGGCGGCGAGGGCAACACCAAGUCGAACAACUGUGAGCUGAGCGUUCUGUACGAGGACAGCGUGUUGAAGCAGAAGUGCAGCAAGGCGCAGCUGAGCGGACCAGACCUGGCCAAGCUCAUGAAGAUCGGCACGCGCAUUGUGCGCGGCUCCGACUGGAAAUGGGGCGAUCAGGAUGGCAAUCCGCCGGGCGAAGGACGCAUCAUUAGCGAGGUGGGCGAGGACGGGUGGGUGCGCGUCGAAUGGUAUACGGGCGCCACCAACUCCUAUCGCAUGGGCAAGGAGGGUCAGUAUGAUCUGCAGCUGGCGGACAGCGCUCUAAAUGUUGCCUCACCUACGGAACCGGAACGCGAAGAGCUGGGCACACUGGAGCCACCGCCCAGCAGCGAAUCGCAUCCCACUAAACUCCUGAGGCACUGCGCCGCCAAGCUCUUGCAAAUCCUGGCCGUGGGCAGCGGCCUGCACGGCGCCCAUCUGGACAAAUAUGCGCUGCGUGGCAUCACGAGCAUGUUUCGUGCCAUGCUCGAUCCAAAGCCGGCGCUGGCCAACGUGGUGCACUGCCUCAACUGGCUGAAUCUUGGCUUUAUACGCGCCAUAGCAGGCGAUUGCCCGCGCUUGUGCCUGGAGCUGAGCGCUCCGAACUGGCUGUCGCAUUACUUCGCGCUGCUGGAACAGCCGGCGGGCACGGAACGUGGCGUCUAUCGCCAGCUGCAUUGCUUGCGCCUGCUGCAGUGCAUACUGAGCUCGUGGGGCGUGGAGCAGGAGCCGCGCAUGCCCGGACUGGUGCGUCAGCUCUUUGGCACACUCGGACGCAUCGCACUGCAUUGCCCGGGCGAUGCGACACUGCAGCCGAUGCAAGAGGGUGGCAAGGCGCGUGUCUUGCUGACUGCCUCGCACUCGGGCAGCGUGGCCGAGGAGCUGGUGGCAUUGCUGCGACGCCUGCACACGCUGCCGCAUUGGAAUGCGGUCAUCAACUCGUUCCUGGCCCAGAAACUGUGCGUAGCCGCCGAACUGCUGCAGGGCGAAUCGCAGCUGCCGCAGACGCCGCUGGACACGGAACACAGCCUGGUGCUGGGCGUGCUGAGUGCCAUGGGUGGCUACGAUCUGCGGCCGCGUGUCGGUCUACAUUGCUUCCACGAGGGCAGUCACAUGAUCAUCGCCAGCUUCACCCACAAAGGACGCUGCCUGCUGGCCUACAGCGCACCGCCUGCGGUCGCCAAUCUUGCGCAGGGCUUGGUGAAGGUGCCACUGGGCACGGUGCUGCCGCAGCUGGAUCACAGUGUGUUCAGCCUAACGCGUCUGCCCAUGAACGAGAUGCUGCUCAAUGCCUGGACCGUGCUGCUCUAUGGCGCUGCCAGUGCCAGCUCCAGCUCCAGCGCCGGCAACUGGGAGCUGCUCAAUGCCGGCGAAGGCAAGCUGGAUGUGCGCUUGCUGCGCAGCCAGCAACUGCAGCUGGCAGUGCUCCACACAAAUGGAGUUCUCUAUCGCCAUCAGGCGGCAUUGCGCAAGAUACUCAAGCAGCGUGCGCCGGCCAGCGUCUACAGCAGCAGCGAAUGCAACGAGGAGGCCGAGGUGGAGCCGCUAAACGAAGCCGAGCAGGUGCUGCAGACGGCGCAAACUGAGGCCCACAACGGCAGCAGCAGCAGCAAUAAUGCUGCCAUCAGCAAUCAACAGUCGGAGCAGCUGCUCAUCCAGUGCCUGCUGCUGCGUGCCACACAGCCGUCGCCGGUUAAAGCGUGCUACGGCUACACGGACCUGGCCACGGCCGCGCUCAAUUGCGUCCAAACGCUGGCCAGCCAGGCGCAUCAGCAGCUGAACGUUGAGAACGAGCUGCAGCCGGUGGUCUUAGCGAGUCCAGCACAGCCGACCAUGGUCCAUGGCAUAGCCGUGUAUAACGUGGCCAAGGAGCAGCCAGCGGCCGCGCAAUCGGAUCAGAUCAGUCAGGCAACGCCGCCUGCUAGCGAUGCUCAGCUCAUUGAGCAGAUUAUGGAAAUGGGCUUUACGCGACGCAAUGUGGAGCUGGCGCUCAAGCAGCUGUCGCUGCAGGCGGAGGCUGUGCCGACGCCGGAGCAAAUCGUUCAAUGGAUACUGGAGCAUCCGGAUGUCUGUGCGAAUACGCUCGAUGUGGAGGCCGUGGAGCCGACAGCGAACGGCAGCAGUCGCAGCAGCAGCAGCACCACGAGCACCACCAGCAGCAACAGCAACAGCGGCAGCGGCACCAGCAGCACCUCCUCAUCCUCGGAUACGGUCGAGGAUCAGCAGGUGCAGAAAUUCGAUACGCGCAAGGAUUUCCCCACAGCCGAUCACUAUGCGCUGUACGUGCGUGGCCUGGUUCGCCCGGGCAUGUUGGUGCGCUGCUGUCGCGACUUCGAGGAGAUCAAACAAGGCGACAUGGGCACCGUGCUCAUUGUGGACACCGAAGGACUGCACGAUCUGAACGUACAAGUGGACUGGCGUAACCAUGGCAGCACCUAUUGGGUGUGCUUCGUGCACAUCGAGUUGGUGGAAUCGGCCCAGCCCGGGGCACCUGUGCUGCCACUGCCACGCCCGCCGCCGCCAAUAGCUGUGGGCGCCAGGGUGAGGCAACUGAUGCGGCUGGGCGGCUCGCGAGCACAGCUGGAGGACGGACUGGUGACCGCCAUGCGGGGCAAGCAGCUGACCGUCGAGUUUCCCGAUCAGCCCAACUGGCAGGGUCACAUCAACGACGUGGAGCCCAGUCCCACAGCUGCCGCAGCCGCAGCAGCAACAACUGCAGCGACGCCUCAAACGGACCUCAUUGAGGAUUGGUCGCGUUGCAUACGCUCGCUGAGCGUCAGCUCCAACGAGACGGCAGCCAAGCAUCUGCUCGAUGGCAGCGGCCUGGCCUGGCAGAGCUGCUCGAGCGGACCCUGCCGGCACUGGAUACGCCUGGAGUUGCACGAUCGUGUCCUGGUGCACAGCCUGGCACUGCGCGUCAGCCCGGAGGAUCACUCGCACAUGCCGUCGCUGUUGGAGGUGCGUGUGGGCGAGUGCAUCGAUAGCCUCAAGGAAUACACCUGGAUACCAGUGGCAUCCGGCGCCAGCCGAGUCCUACUCAUGCAGCAGGUGGCGCAGUAUUAUCCCUGGAUCGAAAUCGUGAUCAAACAGUGCCAGAACAAUGGCAUCCAGUGCAAGGUGCAUGGCAUCGAGUUUGUCGGACGGCGCCAGCAGCCGGACAUUCAGCACAUGCUGGCCAAUGCCCAGUUCUUGGCUUGUGAAUAUGGCGGAGCGCAUGGCGGAGCGGCAGCUGCUGCUGGAGCCGCAGCCGUUGCAGCAGCAGCAACCGCAGCAGCAGCAGCUGCAGCAGCAGCUACCUCGACCAGCGCCCCAACGAGCGAGAGUCUGACUGGGCAUGCCGAACAGGAGCUGCCCUGCACGGUCAUGGUGUGGGGCCUCAACGACAAGGAGCAGCUGGGCGGGCUGAAGGGCUCCAAGGUGAAGGUGCCCACCUUCUCGCAGACAAUAAGUCGCCUUCGACCCAUACACAUAGCUGGCGGCUCGAAAUCGCUCUUCGUGGUCAGCCAGGACGGCAAGGUGUAUGCCUGCGGCGAGGGCACCAAUGGACGCCUUGGCCUCGGCGUCACGCACAAUGUGCCGCUGCCCCAUCAACUGCCCGUGCUGCAUCAGUACGUGGUGAAGAAGGUAGCGGUUCAUUCGGGCGGCAAACAUGCGCUCGCCCUGACGCUGGACGGCAAAGUGUUUAGCUGGGGCGAGGGCGAGGAUGGCAAGCUGGGACAUGGCAAUCGCACCACGCUGGACAAGCCCCGGCUGCUGGAGUCGCUGCGCGCCAAGAAGAUACGCGACAUCGCUUGCGGCUCAUCCCAUUCGGCGGCCAUUAGCAGCCAGGGCGAGCUCUAUACCUGGGGCCUGGGCGAAUACGGACGACUGGGCCACGGCGACAAUGCCACCCAGUUGAAGCCCAAGCUGGUGGCUGCACUAAGCGGACGUCGGGUCAUCCAAGUGGCCUGCGGCAGUCGCGACGCCCAGACGCUGGCAUUGACCGAGGAUGGCGCCGUCUUCAGCUGGGGCGACGGCGACUUUGGCAAGUUGGGACGCGGCGGCAGCGAAGGCUCCUCGACGCCGCACGAAAUCGAACGUCUGUCCGGCAUCGGAGUUGUCCAGAUCGAGUGCGGCGCCCAGUUCAGUUUGGCUCUGACGCGUGCCGGCGAGGUCUGGACCUGGGGCAAGGGCGACUACUAUCGGCUCGGCCAUGGCGGUGAUCAGCAUGUCCGCAAGCCUCAGCCCAUUGCCGGACUCCGUGGACAUCGAGUCAUACACGUGGCCGUGGGCGCGCUCCACUGUCUCGCCGUAACGGACGCCGGCCAGGUCUACGCCUGGGGCGACAACGAUCAUGGCCAGCAGGGCAGCGGGAAUACGUUUGUGAACAAGAAGCCCGCCUUGGUGAUUGGCCUGGAUGCGGUGAUUGUGAAUCGUGUGGCAUGCGGCAGCUCCCACUCCAUGGCCUGGGGCCUGCCAAACGCCAGCUUGGACGAGGAGAAACGCGGCCCGGUGCCAUUUGGCAGCACGCGUGACCCACUCGGCGGCAGCAGCCUGGGCAUCUACGAGGCGGAGACACAGCAGCACACGCACACCACGCCGGAUGUGGCUGGCAAGCCGGACGUGAGGCCGAGCACCUCGGCUGCAGCAGCGGCAGCAGCAGCAGCCGCUGCAGCUGCUUCGUGCUCCUCUACCGGCACCGGCUCCGGCUCCUGCUCCGGCUCAGCUCUGGCCAGCCUCAGCGAGAGCUUGGCACUGGAAACGCCAGCGGCCCGCCAGGCGGCACUGGGACAUGUGCUGCGUGCAAUGAGCAUCUUGCAGGCGAGGCAGCUCAUUGUCGCCGCACUGACCAGCCACAGCAAGGUCAACUACAAGGAGUCGGCAGCCAGGCACGCCGCAGCAGCAGCAGCUGCUGCCGCCGCCGCCGCAGGAGCAGCAACCAUUGCUCAGGGCGGAGGCGAAGCACCAGCGGAUGCCAGCGAUGUGGAGCAACAGCAGCAGCACAGUCCAGAGGAGAUGCCACAGCCGGCGGCCGUGCUGAGCUCUGGACUGAGCGCGUUCCAGAGCUUGACCGGCUCACUGUCCAUGUCGGGCAUGUCGGCUGGCUCCCACUCGCGGAUGUCAGCCAGCGCGAUGUCCGUGAUGGCCGCCACGAUGACGCAGCAGGAGGAGAUGCUGGCCCAAUUCAGUCACAAUCAUGGCCUGGAUGAUUUCGGUGCACUGCUGCAGGAGCCGGAGGCGAAGAGUCUCGUCGAGCUGCUCAAGCUGGCCGUGUGCGGACGCUGUGGCCCACCCAGCACUGCCCAGACCAUAGCCGAGACCCUGAUCUCGCUGAGCAGCAAUGCGGGCAUUGCGGCCAUGCUGCUGGAGACGUGCAUCACAGAGCUGGAGGAUCUGUGCACGUCGCGCCACUGCCUCGGCAAGCUGCCCAAGCCGGUGAUGCAGGAGAGCAGCCAUCCCUACGUGGACAACAUGAAUGUGAGCGGCACGGUCCGUAUACCGGGCGCAGAGAUGUUGCGCCUCGAAUUCGAUAGCCAGUGCAGCACGGAGAAGCGCAACGAUCCGCUGGUGAUCAUGGAUGCGGCUGGUCGCAUGUUGGCCAUGCGCUCCGGCCGUGAAUUCGCCCAUUGGGCGCCGGAGAUUCGGGUGCCGGGCGAUGAGCUGCGCUGGAAAUUCUGCUCGGACAGCUCGGUGAACGGCUGGGGCUGGCGCUUCUGGGUGCACGCCAUAAUGCCGGCUGCAACGCUGGGCGAGAGCGGCUCGGAUCGUGCCGUAUUGUCGCAGCCAUCGAUGGCCCUGGUGAUGGCGCUGCUCGAUGCACGGCUCGCACCACGCCAGCCCCAGGUGCUGCUGCGGCUGGCCGCGGCGCUGGCUGCCUGCGCCCAAUUGGGCGCCUUGAGCACUGCCCAACGCAUCUGGGCGCUGAAGAAGCUGCACGCGGUGCUGCUACUGGAGCAGGCGCCCAAGCCGCACGAGCCCGCCCUGGCUGCCAUAUUGCUGCCACUGAUACCGGAGCUACUGCGUCAGUAUGAGUACGAGGAGCCGCAGGUGCGCGGAGGCAUUCACUUGAUGCAUUCGGAUUACUUCAAGACGCUGGCGGCGCUCGCCUGCGACAUGCAGCUGGACGCUGCGCUGCCCACCAGCGGCACCGGCGGCAACGGCAGCAGCACCACUGCAGCAUGCGCCGGAGCUGGCGGCGUCGGCGCGGGCGCUGUCGGCGGCAGCAGCAGCAGCUUGAGCUCAAAUGCCUCGGGAGAUCUGCACAAGUGGGCGUGGUUCAAGCGCUAUUGCAUUGCCGUGCGUGUGGCCCAAUCCCUGAUCAGACGCACGGAGCUGCCGCGCCAGUUCUGCUUGGAGGUGCGCAAGAAGUUUGCCGAGAUGCUGCCGGCACCGGCGCCCGCUGCAGCUGGCAGCUGUCAGUCGCCGGGCGCCUCGCUGAUCAACUCGACCACGUCGCUGUCCUCCAGCACGGUGAGCAAUGCAUCCGCCACAGACCAACAGCAGCAGCAGCAGCAGCAGGAGCUGCUGCUGCUGGAGCAACUGCAGCCGUUGCAGCUGCUGCUGCACGAGGAUCACACACUAUUCCAGGCACCACACGAUGCACAGCUGCUGCAGUGGCUCAACCGCCGGCCAGACGAUUGGGCACUGAGCUGGGGCGGCGCCAGCACCAUUUACGGCUGGGGACACAAUCAUCGCGGACAGCUCGGCGGCCUGGAGGGUAGCAGAAUCAAGACGCCCACGCCCUGCGAGGCACUCAGCCUGCUGCGCCCGGUGCAGCUAGCUGGCGGCGAGCAAUCCCUGUUUGCCGUCACGCCCGAUGGCAAGCUGUUCGCCACGGGCUACGGCUCCGGCGGACGUCUGGGUGUCGGCGGCAGCGACUCGUGGGCCAUACCCACGCUGCUGGGCUCCCUGCAGCACGUCUUCGUCAAGAAGGUGGCCGUCAAUUCGGGCGGCAAGCACUGCCUUGCCCUGACUACGGAUGGCGAGGUUUACGCCUGGGGCGAGGGCGAGGACGGCAAGCUGGGACAUGGCAAUCGCAUGAGCUACGAUCGACCCAAACUGCUCGAGCAUCUCAAUGGCAUGAGCGUGGCGGACAUUGCCUGUGGCAGCGCCCACUCGGCGGCCAUAACGGCAAGUGGCCACGUCCUGACCUGGGGCAAGGGUCGCUAUGGUCGUCUGGGACACGGCGACUCCGAGGAUCAGCUGCGACCCAAACUGGUGGAGGCCCUGUUGGGCUAUCGUGCCAUUGACAUUGCCUGCGGCUCGGGCGAUGCCCAGACGCUGUGCAUCACGGACGACGACAAUGUGUGGAGCUGGGGCGAUGGCGACUAUGGCAAGCUGGGACGCGGCGGCAGCGAUGGCUGCAAGCUGCCCUACAAGAUCGAAAGUCUCGCCGGCCUGGGCGUCGUCAAGGUGGAGUGCGGCUCACAGUUCUCCGUGGCGCUCACCAAAUCCGGCGCCGUCUACACCUGGGGCAAGGGCGAUUUCCAUCGGCUUGGCCAUGGAUCGGUGGAUCAUGUGCGUCGGCCCAAGAAAGUGGCCGCUCUGCAGGGCAAGAAGAUCAUCUCGAUUGCCACCGGCUCGCUGCACUGCGUCGCCUGCAGCGAUACCGGCGAGGUCUUCACCUGGGGCGACAAUGAUGAAGGCCAACUCGGCGAUGGCACCGUGACGGCCAUACAGCGGCCACGACUUGUCGCAGCUCUCCAGGGCAAGCACAUUGUGAAGGUCACGUGUGGAUCGGCUCACACCUUGGCCCUGUCCACAUCGCAGUUGAGUGAGCGACUGCGUCCGCUGCCCAAUCCACCGCUCGAGUAUGACUUGGUGCGUGAUCUAGCGCCGGAGGCGCUGCACGCACGGCUCAUCCUGCUGCACCACUUCUCGGAGCUGCUGUGCCCCUGCCUGGCCAUGCUGCCCAUUGCGGGCGACCUGAGUUUGGGCGCCCUGAAGGAUGUGCUCGUCUACAACAUCAAGGAAGCCGCCUUCCGCAAAGUCAUCCAGACGACCAUGGUGCGGGACAAGCAGCAUGGACCCGUCAUCGAACUGAAUCGCAUCCAGGUGAAGCGUUCGCGUAGUCGCUGCAAUGGAUUGGCUGGCAUCGAUGGCAUGAAGAGCGUCUUUGGCCAGAUGGUGCAGAAGCUGCCGUUGCUCACCCAGGAGGCGCUCGCCCUGCCCCAUCGCGUCUGGAAGGUCAAGUUUGUCGGCGAGAGCGUGGACGACUGCGGCGGUGGCUACAGCGAAUCCAUCGCUGAGAUGUGCGACGAGCUGCAGAACGGCAGCGUUCCACUGCUCAUCAGCACACCGAAUGGCCGUGGCGAGGCGGGUGCCAAUCGGGACUGCUUCCUGCUGGAUCCAACCCUAACGUCCGUGCUGCAGAUGAACAUGUUUCGCUUCCUGGGCGUGCUCAUGGGCAUAGCCGUGCGCACCGGCUCGCCGCUGAGUCUCAACUUGGCGGAACCCGUAUGGCGUCAGCUAACGGGCGAGCCACUGCGCCCCACCGAUCUCACCGAGGUGGAUCGCGACUACGUAGCCGGGCUGCUCUGCAUACGCAACAUGGACGACGACGCUAAGCUGUUCAAUACGCUGGAGCUGCCCUUUUCGACAUCGUCGGCGCGCGGACACGAGGUGCCGCUGUCCACGCGUUACACGCACAUCUCGCCCAGAAAUCGUGCGGAAUAUGUGCGUCUCGCGCUCGGCUUUCGACUGCACGAGUUCGACGAGCAGGUGAAAGCGGUGCGGGAUGGCAUGUCCAAGGUAAUACCUGUGCCGCUGCUCUCCCUCUUCUCGGCCGCCGAGCUGCAGGCCAUGGUCUGCGGCUCACCGGACAUACCGUUGGGGCUGCUCAAGUCGGUGGCUACCUACAAGGGAUUCGAUCCCAGCUCUGCGCUGGUCGGCUGGUUCUGGGAUGUCAUGGAGGAGUUUACCAACCAGGAGCGUUCCCUGUUUCUGCGCUUUGUUUGGGGCAGAACCCGACUGCCGCGCACCAUAGCCGAUUUUCGUGGACGAGACUUUGUGCUGCAGGUGCUCGAAAAGAAUCCGCCCGAUCAUUUUCUGCCCGAAAGCUAUACCUGCUUCUUCCUGCUCAAGAUGCCGCGCUACUCCUGCAAGGCUGUGCUGCUGGAGAAGCUGAAAUAUGCGAUACAUUUCUGCAAGAGCAUCGAUACCGAUGAGUAUGCACGCGUGGCCAUGGGCGAACCCACCGAGGCAACUGGUAGCGAGGACAACAGUGAUCUGGAGUCCGUUGCCAGUCACGAUGGCUAAACGCACUAUCGAUAACAACAAUUUAUCGUACAUUGAAAUUAUAAAGAAAGAAAAAACUGCUGCUCCUGCUGCUUAACAUACUAUAAACGCAACGCACUUCAAACGCAUUAGAUUAGCUGUUUAGCUGAUUAAUCGAUUAGUCGAUCAACUGCUUAGCAAUUUGCACAUACUGCAGCCGAUAGUCAAAGACACACCUACGUACACACACUCACACAAACAAAUACAGCUUGGGAGAGAGAGUAAAAAAGAAAGCACGAUAUUGGAAGAGUAAAAUACUGGAAAGCUUCCAGUGGAAACUGUAGAUGAGCCGAUGCGACACACGAAACCAAAAAGCAAAAUAAGCAAACGUUAAAUGUUAUUUCCAUAUUGCAUAAAUGUUAGUUAAAAAAAGUCCAAACACACAUACUCAUAUAUAUGUUGUAUGAGCACACCAUGAAUCUAUAAAUAUACAUAUACAUAAUUAUGCUUACAUAGCUUACAGUUGGCAGGAACUGCCUGCGCCUGCAUGCAGUUGAUAAGAUAUUGAUAUGAAUUAUAAAUAUUGAUUAUUGAUAAUGAUAAAUGCUAUAACGGUAAUGAUAAACGAUAAUAUGCUAAUGAUGAUCAAUUCUAGUUGUGUUUUCAGCAAAAAUCCAAAAAAAAAAAAAAAAAAAAAA